Molecule: messenger RNA, 1971 nt
Organism: Nakaseomyces glabratus
Lineage: Eukaryota; Fungi; Ascomycota; Saccharomycetes; Saccharomycetales; Saccharomycetaceae
Gene: MRE11
Product: MRX complex nuclease subunit
Biological process (GO): mitotic intra-S DNA damage checkpoint signaling; mitochondrial double-strand break repair via homologous recombination; mitotic G2 DNA damage checkpoint signaling
Cellular component (GO): site of double-strand break; Mre11 complex; nucleus
Molecular function (GO): manganese ion binding; single-stranded DNA endonuclease activity; 3'-5'-DNA exonuclease activity
Source: RefSeq, a predicted model, not a curated record
AUGGAGUUGCCAGAUGAGGAUACUAUACGUAUACUGAUCACCACGGAUAACCAUGUUGGCUACAAUGAGAAUGAUCCCAUCACAGGAGAUGAUUCCUGGCGUACUUUCCAUGAAAUUAUGAUGCUAGCUAAGGAAAACAACGCUGAUAUGGUUUUGCAAUCUGGUGACUUGUUUCAUGUGAAUAAACCUUCCAAGAAAUCUCUUUACCAGGUUCUCAAGACACUAAGAUUGGCAUGCAUGGGAGACAAGCCUUGUGAGUUGGAGUUACUCAGUGAUCCAUCUAAAGUAUUCAAUUAUGAUGAGUUCACAGAUGUCAAUUAUGAGGACCCUAAUUUCAACAUAUCUAUACCCAUGUUUGCAAUAUCUGGUAACCAUGAUGAUGCUACAGGUGAUUCCUUACUCUGUCCGAUGGAUGUAUUGCAUGCGACUGGUUUGGUGAACCAUUUUGGUAAAGUUUUAGAAGCUGACAAGAUUAAUAUUGCACCAUUAUUAUUUCAGAAAGGUAAAACUAAGCUGGCAUUGUAUGGUUUGGCUUCUGUCAGGGAAGAGAGACUAUUUAGGACAUUCAAAGAUGGGGGAGUUACAUUUGAAGUACCAACGGUUAGUGAAAAUGAGUGGUUUAAUAUAUUAUGUGUGCAUCAAAACCAUACAGGACAUACUAAUACUGCGUUUCUACCGGAACAAUUCCUACCAGAUUUUUUGAAUUUAAUUAUAUGGGGGCAUGAGCAUGAAUGCAUACCAAAUUUCAUGCAUAACCCUUCAAAGGAUUUUGAUGUGUUGCAACCAGGAUCAUCAGUUGCUACAUCUUUAUGUGAAGCUGAAUGCAAGGAAAAACAUGUAUUUAUAGUUGAACUUCGACAUGAGACGAAACCCAAACUGAUUCCAUUAAAAUUGGAUACUGUAAGGACAUUUAAGAUGAAGACAAUUCAUUUGAAAGACGAACCAACAUUGAGACCGCAUGAUAAGGAGGCAAUAUCAAAGUAUCUUGUUGAUAUUAUAGAAGAAAUGUUGGAUGAAGCUAACCGCGAAACUAAGGAGAAACUAUUUCCUAAUAUACCAAUGGAUGAAAUUGAAUCAAUGGGAAGCUUCCCACUUCCAUUAAUAAGACUAAGAGUUGACUAUAGUGGUCCCGAUGAAAAUCCAGAAAUUAUAUAUCAAGUUGAAAAUCCAAGAAGGUUUAGCAACAGAUUUGUUGGGAAAAUAGCAAAUACCAAUAAUAUUGUACAGUUUUUCAGAGCAAAGAGGAAGCCUAUAGCCAAAACCCGUAAAGAUGGUGUGACAACUAUGGAUAUAGACAACGAAUUGCCAUUUAAUGAUGGAUCGGAAUUACAGGUAGAUGACCUAAUAGCAGAUUUACUGAAGAAGAUGAAUUUAUCUCUACUUCCAGAAAAUGGUAUGAAUGAAGCCAUGAAGAAAUUUGUUGAUAAGGAUGAAAAGUUGGCACUGAAGCAAUUUAUAGAAAAAGAAAUUCAUCAUGAAGUUGAUAUUUUAUAUAAUAAUAAGGAUUUUAUUCAUGGUGAUGAUCCGGAAGAGAUAAAGAAGUUUAUUAAAAGCGUAAAAAGAGCAAAUACAAGUGAUCAGAGCUCUUCCUUAGAUAUAAACAAAGAUGAGGCUGCUGAUCUUCUUCUUAAUGGAUAUGAUAAUGGCAUAAAUAAAUUGCCAGCAAAGUCAUCAAGGAACUCUAGACCUUCUACUCGACAAAAAAAGAAUUUGAGCAGCGAAAUUAUUGUUUCUGAGGAUGAGUUAGAAUCUGACCAUGACGCUGAUUUAAAAGGAUAUGAUGAAGACCUGAUAGAGAUUAGCUCUGAUGAGGACAACUAUCGCGAAAGGAGGAGAGUUAGGAGCACAAAACCUACUAAAAGUCCGAAGGGAUCGGCCAAAUCUAGUAAAAGAUCAGCUACAACAAGGAAAUCUGCCCGAACACCAAAAACAGAUAUUCUUGGUAGUCUGUUAGCGAAAAAGAGGAAAUAA